CUAAUUUCCCGAUUUUCAAAAAGCUUCAUAGCAGGUGUGAUUCAACUAGUGCAACGUACAAUGACCACAGAUGAUCCAAAAGUACUAUAUCCCCUACAUUAUCAUGCUUGGAAUAAUGACUAUAUGGCUUUGGAUGAACUGCUUCACCAAAAGAAACAUGAUAUAGAAAAACUGGAUCCUCAUGGGCGAACCCCGUUAAUGUUAUGCAUUGUACUUGACCAUUUGGAGUCUGCACGAGUUUUACUUCGUCAUGGUGCAAACGCUUGCGUUUCUACAAGUAAAUUCUGGACAGCUGCACAGGAGGCUAUUGCAACAGGGGAUCCUGAACUUGUCAAAUUAAUUUUGGUUCAUAGAGACGCUCAGAUUGUUCGUCACCAGGCUGCUAUAGUUGCGGAUUUGCUGCAGAAGCUCAGAGAAACCCCUGACUUUUAUAUUGAGAUGAAAUGGGAGUUCACUAGUUGGCUACCUCUUGUAUCGCGUAUGUGUCCAAGUGAUGUUUGUCGUGUAUGGAAAUGUGGAUCAAAUGUUAGAAUCGAUACAAAUCUACUUGGAUUUAAUGGGUCAGCAUCAUGGGUCCGUGGUCAUCUGAGCUAUAUGUUUAGAGCUGGAGAAUCUGGAGCAUAUAUGGAUGAGGUAAAUCAUACUGAUCGAACUAUUUAUCGACACAACGUAAAUUUACCGAGUCGAUCUGAUGGAAUAGAUGGUGCACCAAGUGCUGGAAGUGGUGCCGGUGCCGCAGCUACUGCUGCUGCCCAACUCUUUGUACGUGAACCUUCGGAAAGUACUAUUGCAAGCAAAUUGACUCAACCUAUUUUCGUCACGUAUUUGGAUACAGACAAAAUAGAGUUUGAGAAAAGCAAAUCAGGAAUUUUAGGAUGGCGAUCGGAUCGUAAAGAAACCAUUAAUAAUCAUCCUUGUCAAGUAUACUGUGCUUCAAAUGUACAAAUAAUCACAUUACGUCGUACAGAACAUUUAACCGAAGAAAAUCUACGUGAUCUUAAUCAACAGCAUAAUCCCAAUGAUAAUGAACAUGGUACCAGUGGGGGUGAUGGAAGUCUUGUUGGUGGUGGUUGUAGUGCUGCUAGUGAUAUAGUAUUCCCAGGUGGCCGGGGUAAUCUACUGACAAAUUUACUACAGACAGCUGCAUCCGAAACUAAAACAGACUUCGCUGUUACACACGAAGCAGCAAGCUACAAUCCAAAUCAUGUAACACCACAACAAUAUUUCUCGCCUAAUAUCAGUACACAAAUUCAUUUAGAUGAUAUUGGUCGACCGAAAGUGAUGACAACAAAAGUGAAAACAUUUAAGGCACGUUUAUGGAUAUGUCGUGAUUAUCCUUUAUCAUUGAAAGAUCAAAUUAUACCAAUUAUUGAUUUAAUGUCUGAAUAUAAUCCAUACUUUCAUAAAUUAAAAGAAUUUCUUACUAAACAAUUACCUAAUGGAUUUCCAUUGAAAGUUGAAAUUCCGCUUUAUCAUGUCUUAAAUGCAUGCGUCUCAUUUGGCAAUUUACAUGGUCAAGAUAACAGUGUAUAUGGUGUUUCUACUGUACCUAUUGGUAAUAAAGAUACUGGUCAGCAUCAUGCAUCAGAUUCAGCAGAUAAGAAAAUAAAUAGUUCCACAACUAGUAAUCAAACUGAUCAACCAUUACUUGAAUCUUCAACUGAAUCCAGUUCAUCAUCACAGGCAGUUAAGUGUGUAAUAGAUGAAAGUGUAUUCGACGUGGGCAAAGGAUAUCAUUUAAUAGUUGAAAAUUCACCUGGACACUAUGGAGCUUUGUAUGAUGAAGAACAAAUGGUUCAAAUGGCUGUUCAACGAAGUUUGGUAGAGUAUGGAUCAUCUGAGAAUUUGAUACAAAGAGAUUAUUCAUUGUCUAAACGUGGAAUAAUCGAAGCAAGAGCUGAUGAGUACGUUGAACCCGAAGAAGCUUGGCUGCAACAAGCAAUUGCAGCUAGUUUAAGUCUCGACGGUGCUGAAAUUCCUUUGACAAGUGCAGAUGCAGCUUAUAUGAAAGCUUUAGAAGAAUCUCGUAUUGAACAAGAACUUGAAGAAAAACGUCGUCGAGCUGAAGAUGAAGAACUAGCACGUAUACUUGAAUUGUCAACCAAAGAAAAAUAAUUCAUUGUGUUGUUCUGUUUUACAAAAUCUUUGUUCAUGUAUCCAUAUAUGUAUCUUUCAAAAAACGCUUACACGCAAAUAUAUAUUAUUUUGUCAAAUAAUACUAAUAAUCAUCGCAAUCGCUUAUCCAUAUCACAUGUGAUAUAAUGACAAAAUUAAUCAGAAUAUAUUGUAUGCUACUAACUUGAUCCCUGUAUACCACUUAUCCUACUAGAUGAUAGUCAAACAAAUCGCUUUCUUACGUCUACUUACUCCAAACAAAAAGUUCACAUAAAUAACAGUCAUUUAGUAACGGCUUUUAACAAUAUAUGUAGCCGUAACCGCAUUAUGUUUGCCUUCCUGCUUUGAAAUUCCUAAUGAAAUUUAACGCCGAAUAAUAUCAUUUCAAGUCUAUUCAUAAUCUGUAACCUUGUUUAAUACACUCAUCUUACAUUUAUUACUAGUUGAUGAUAAUGUAAAACAAUUUUCACAAUGUUGUCUUUACUGCCUUUUGUUUAUCAAGUAUAAUAUAUGCUGUUAGUGAAAACUGUACUGUAUAAUCACAUUUUUCUGUUCAACCAAUGCUCUCCGUUGUUUUAUUAUUUCUUACGCUUGAUGAUCAUCAUUCUAGUCAGUGGGGAUAUAUGAAUAUCCUAAUCCUUCUUUGUUGAGCAUUAUAUUCUAUUAGUUUCUCCUAUCAUUUGUGUAAUUGUUUAUUUUUCUUUGGUAAUAUCCAUAUAAUUUGAUAUAUCAUUCUUUAUGACCAUUAUUGUUGCACAUCAGGUCUCUCUGAACAUGAUGUUUGCUACUAUUCUUAUUGUCUUUGGUUUUACAUUGCUUAUUUAAUGUGUUCAACUGAUUUCUAUAAUACGGUUGAUUGAUGCUUUUAUAUUCAUUCUUUUAGUUGAGUAAUUGACGUAGUAUGACACAAUAUUAGUUAGGCUGCUGCAUCCACUCUUUGUGUUCUCUCAAAUUCUAACCUUCUGAAUUCCUCAUAAUCUCUAUCUUUCUCCUUCUAAAUUUAUCUUACUGAAUUAUACUUCUCGAAUCAUAUCUUCGCUCCCUAAUCUUCUUCAUUACUGCUAAUACUUCUACUAU
Schistosoma turkestanicum is the source of this 3192-nucleotide messenger RNA. The record is from the annotation of a GenBank genome assembly. NCBI's taxonomy places the organism in Eukaryota, Metazoa, Platyhelminthes, Trematoda, Strigeidida, Schistosomatidae.